This is a messenger RNA of Nerophis lumbriciformis (worm pipefish), 963 nucleotides long. NCBI's taxonomy places the organism in Eukaryota, Metazoa, Chordata, Actinopteri, Syngnathiformes, Syngnathidae. The record is from RefSeq and is a predicted model, not a curated record.
AUGUUGCAAGCCAAUGUGACCUCAAGUGAAAGAGACAAGGUGAGUCUCAUGGAGCGAGUGGCGGCCGGAACUUUUAUCGCCUCCUUCUGCUUGGUCUUCCUAAUUGUGAAUGGGGUCAUGUUGUUCACCUUAAGGAGCAAAUGUGUAUUUCGGGAGACGUCGCGCUACAUCCUGCUGUUUCACCUGCUGCUCGGAGACACGCUGCAGAUGGUCGUCAGCCAGCUGAUUUACUUUCUGAGCACACUUCGCGUCACUCUCACGUAUCCUGUGUGCGGCGUGCUCAUCAUGCUCAACUAUCUGUUCAGUAGGAUUUCUCCUUUGGUGCUGGUGGCAAUGUCACUGGAGAGAUAUGUGGCUGUGUGUCACCCUCUCCGACACGCCUCCAUCACCACCGCCAGGAACACUGUGGCUGCCGCGCUCGCCUUGUGGAGCUUUUGUUUUUUGAAUAUUCUCAUCCAGGGGUUUUUGUUGAUGAUGUUUCCUUUUCACCAACUGGAGAGUCUGCAAAUGUCACAGCUUUGCAAUUUCAUUAGUUUGGCCAUUGAGCCAGUUUCUCUAUUUUAUAACAAAUUUUAUAUGUAUUUCAUGUUCGCCUCAGCAAGCCUGUGCGUCCUUUUCAGCUACGUUGGUGUAGUUGUGUCGGCCAGAUCGGCAAACACAGGAAAACACUUGGCCCGGAAAGCUCAGAACACGCUGCUGCUGCACCUUGUGCAGCUGGGCCUAACCCUAAUAUCAUUGCUCUACGCCACUAUCAUGACAAAUAUCGCAGUCUGGUUCACCUCAUGGUUGGCCUUCGUACGGUUCCACACUUUUAUAUUUGUAUUAUUUUUCCAACUCCCCAGAUGUCUGAGUUCUCUCGUUUAUGGGUUGAAAGAUCGGGAUAUCAGAGUUGUGCUUGUGUACAAUCUGUGCUGUCACUUACAUUUGCCAGUUGCUCCUGCUAAAGCUGCCAAUGUAUUCUGA